Messenger RNA from Guillardia theta CCMP2712, 1032 nucleotides. RefSeq lists its product as hypothetical. The record is from RefSeq and is a predicted model, not a curated record. Gene Ontology annotation, molecular function: protein binding. NCBI's taxonomy places the organism in Eukaryota, Cryptophyceae, Pyrenomonadales, Geminigeraceae. The transcript is spliced from 10 exons. The coding region runs from base 1 to 1032 and encodes 343 amino acids.
AUGGAGAAUGUAAGAGAGGAUAUCGGUGGAUCAUCGAAGGGAGUCGCUCCUGCCCCCAAACAGUACGAGCGUGACGCCAUGAAUCGACCAAUAGUCAUGGAUGGGUGCGUGCGCGGAACUUUCGCCGACCAACAGCUCGCCAUGGACCUGAUCUAUCCGGAAGACCGCCUCCCUGUCAAAGACGAGGGGGAGCUGUUGCUGGGCCCGGACGACUGGAAGAAGCAAGACAUGUUCUUUGAGUACAGGAUCAAAGAAGGUCAGUUCUCUGAAGCAGCAGUGCUCUACCGGAAAGGCUUGUACUACAGCGUGUUCGAUGAGUCGCAAUUCAACUUCGAGCUGCAAGACACCCACCGCGUCGAAGUCGUCAAGAUUGUUGUUCCUCUUCGUUUGAACUAUGCCCUCUGUCUGCUCAAGGAUUCGUAUGAACCGAUAAAGAACCCUCUUCCCAAUGUCGAUCAAAGAUUCAAGGAAGCGAUCGAGAACUGCACGGAAGUGCUGAACCUCUUCAAAACCCAGCAGGCCGGACUGAACGAGGCUGACAAAGUGAAAGCGUUGUACCGCAGAGGUCUGGCGAGGUCACUGGCGUGGAGGAAGAAGGCGGAGAUGGGGGAUCUUGACAAGGCCAAGGACGACAUGUCGGAGGCGCUCAAGCUCGAACCCUCCAACAAGGAUGUCAGGAGGGAACUGAACUUCCUGCGAGAGAAGGAGAGAGAAGCUACUGAGAAGCAGAAGAAGAUCUGGUCCAGCACUCUAGCGCGAGGACUAGAUGACGGGGAGGACGGAGGGGCUGGAGGUUCGCAGUGUCAGGGAGCAGCAGCAGCAGCAGCUGACAGGUCAAACUUGUCAUCAGGAGCGAAGGACAGUGGAGCUAAGGCGGCGAGCGACCGGGAGAGCAAGGCAAAGGAAGCAAAGGCAGAGAUCCAGCGGUACUUGGAUGAGCUGGAACAGAAACCACCUCAACGCCCUGCAGGAGGAGGGUGGGGGAUGGGAUGGAUCAAAGACACUGUGGGGAAUUUCUUCUCGCGCAAAUGA